UCAAGACGCACACCACAAAUAGGAAGAGGAGCUCGGCCAAACACCCAAAAGGGGUGUACGCGCCAAUUAUAUAUAAUAUAUAUGGCUCAAAAUCACCAAGGUGCAGAAUUGGCUUUGCUAGCAAUUUAAUGUCUUAAAUCUUGACUUAUUUGAGAAAAAAAAAUUAAUAAAUUACUUCAACUAACCUGUUUUGUGUGUACAUCAAACAAUAUAACUAAUUAAUAAAGCAGAUUUUAAAUAAAAUCAAUAUACAUGCAUGGAUAAUCAUUUCGGGAACGCAUCCUAAUGUACAAUCUUCAGCAACAAGUCCUAAAUUUAAUAUAAAAAUUUGAGUUAAAUUACCCAUUUCAUUACUUAAUACAUCGUAUUUUUUAUACAAAAUUGAGUUUUAGAAAGGAUACUAAAAGAUUACUUAUUUUUAACUAUAAAAAUAUCCAAUAUAGUUUGUCCGAUACCGCCCAAGUCAUUUCAGUGAACGUAUCGAUAAUAGAUCAAAAAUAAUUUUAAGGGAAUGCAGCCAUUCGGUGUCUAACGUCAGUCGAGGAAGAAAACAAAAACAAAGCGGGCUGUCAGAGUAUUUAUCGUGAAAUAAAAUAAAUCUAAAUGCAUAAUGGAAACUCCUGAUAAAGAAAAAAAUAAAAAAUAAAAAUAAAAUAAAGGCUUAAAAAGGAUAGUGCAGCGUAAGUAACUAAAGAUAAAAAGUGAAUGCUAGAAGAAGAAAGUUUUUGGAUAAGAUGACAGAAGAGCAGAAAGAAAUUAAACGGGCUAAGGAGAGAGAAUAUUAUAGAAAAAAAAAGCGAGGCUGGUCAUGGUAAAGGCCCAAUGGAUGGUGUAGGAGGAUACCUAAAAAGAACAGCUGACAGACAUGUCUUGAUGGGUAAUGAUGUUACAACAGCCUCAGAAUUCGCCGAUUUGUUCAAAAAUGCUGCUAUCGAAGUAAAAGUAAUCCCAGAAGACAACGUGAUUGAGGAGAAAAACCGCGUUCCAAAGUCUCUGGAUGCUAUUCCAGGUAUAAUGGACAUCACAAAAGUGUACUGGCAAAAAGGACUAGACGUUUUAAUACAAUUAUAUCGAUACGAACAUUUUCAUAAAGACCUAAAACUAUCGAGGCUUUCUAGCCUUUGUAAUAUGAGUGCAGUUGAACCUGAGAAAGUUUUUAUACCUGCAAUUGAAUCUCCUGUUGACGAAGAGCCCAUGAUCACAGAUAACGAUUUGAGAUUUAAAAAUAGAGUAAAUAUUUAUAAAUCUGAAUACUGGUCAUCUUCCUCGGACAAUGAAGAUUUAGAGACAAUAUCUCGUCGUCAGCAGAUUAAAGUUAAACAGAUUUAUGUUGAAGCAAAUACGUCUUAUUGCAAAGAAAAUAUACAUCCAAAUCUCGUAUCCCCUGGGACAUUAUUGCUUGUUAAAGUUCCUACUGAGAAGCCAAAUAUUUGCUUCAGAUAUGUUGCUACCUGCCAGACAUGUGUCGAUGACGAUGAUGAAGAAAUCUUAGUACCCUUUUUGAGAUCUGUGCGUAACAAUAUUAGAAAAUUUAAGCUGGAAUCUAAGGAUAUAUCAUAUAUUGAUUUUGAGCAAAUAAAAUUUCAACACCGACGCUAAAAAAAGA
Molecule: messenger RNA, 1606 nt
Organism: Anastrepha ludens (Mexican fruit fly)
Lineage: Eukaryota; Metazoa; Arthropoda; Insecta; Diptera; Tephritidae
Exons: 2
Coding region: 823-1599 (258 amino acids)
Source: RefSeq, a predicted model, not a curated record